CGAAUAGCUAGGCUCUAAGUUGAACUGUGUCGAUUCAGUACAUGAUUUAAUGAGUAUUAAUCUUUUUAAAUCUUACACAUGAAUUAGUUAACCCUCUCUAAAUAGCUAUAUAGCUUCACCCUAAAUUUGUAACGUCGUAUUUAUGCAGAAUCCGGACGGGGCGGAAAUUUAGCAUUACAGUACUUUACAAUUAUAUUUUAGAAGAGAUGCAUUCUCUUUUACCUACCUUUACGAUAAUAUUGAUUUCUACCUUAUCGAUAUGACGUCACGACAUGUCUAGUAUAUACAUACAUUUAUUGCAAUGUUAGUGGGUUAGUUGGAUACAUGAGAGAUGGCGCGACGGUAAAGCAGGUUUUGUAGGACGGGAGAAGACCAAGGGUGUCAUGGUGAUGUACGAAGUGGUAUGAAGAGUAUACCAGAGUGAAAUGUUCAGAAUAAUACAAAGGAAAAAUUGUUUUAGUUUUAGUACGAGUCCACCUAAUGGAAUUCCACUGAUGAGAGAGUGAUAGGAAGAUCGAAGAGAAAGAAUUUUGAUCUGACAUUACAAAUGCGUUCAUGGCAGUCAAUUUGACAGAUUGCAGAUACGUUACAAAUUUAAAGACAGGAAGUAAUUUUUUAAUCGUUCAUGGACCAUCAAUUCGACGCGCGCGCAAUAGCCUUUCAGUCUCCAUAAUGAUUAAUUCAAAGAGAAAAUUCAUUAAAAGGAAAAUCGAUCAUGAAAAUAUUCACGUGUCCACCCAACAUAAAAUUUUUCGUGUCAAGUUUUUGUAACAGAUUUGAAUUAAUUUUCAUAAAGAUAAUAAUGUUCUAAAACGUGUUGUUUACUACACCAGGGAAAAAUGCAUCUGUUAAAUUCGAGUUAUUCCGAUUUUCGAAUGAAGCACUGUUUGAAAAUGGCCUAGGAUGAGCUUUCUUCGAAGGUCUCACGGUAGAUGAACGAGAAAUGGUCCAAGAAAGGAAAGAUAAUGGGGGAUAUGAAUAGGAGCACAAGUAUUGAUUAAGGACUGUGUGAUGCCGGGAUAGAGGAGCUACGUGAAGUCACCCUACGAAUGCACGUAGUCAAAUGGUGGGGCGCGUACGACUAAUAUUAGGGUGGGGAUCGAAUGCACAUUGCGCUGCGUUGCGAAUGGUGCGUAUACGUGUACACGGCAUGUUACGGCUGGUACACAACCAACUGACGUACACGUGGUGUCUGGUCGUGCAAAGACCAGUAGAGACCGGGUACUGGAGAGCGGAGAGUCGAGAGUGGAGACUGGUAGAGACCGACUACCAUUGCUACCGUUAAGCCCGGCAGCACGCAACUCCCCUCCACUGAAGGUUCCUCUUUACUCAAAGAGUAGCUUUUUCUUUAGCUAAUCCUUACUCGUUUUCGCCGAGCUCUUAGCAGUACUCCCAUAGAGAAUCCGAAUUGACCCGAACGAGGAUCGUGUGUUCGGAAUUGACUGUGUCUCGUCCACACGUCCUUCAUCCGCCCAUUGGAAACUAUUGGUGAGAGGAGGCGGCAGACUACGAAUAGCAACAUCUUUUAGCCAAAGGUAGUGAACACGCGAACAGUAGCGAGAGACCGCAGCAGCACUCGAAUAAUCGGCAUUCAUAAUUCGCAGGAGCGCGUUGAACAGCAGACGAGUGGAAGCCAAAUAAUAGACCGGGAGACGUAUUUAUAGGGACCUAGGAACUCUAAGACUUCUCAUAGCAACAAAAUUUGGAGAAAGAUCUAAUAGGGGGUGCUUGCACUUUCAUCAACAGCAUGUCCCAAAAAAAUCGGUUUCCUUCCAGUCAACAUACGCGCUAUCGUAGCAGUUGGGGACCAUCUUCAGUUUCUGUCUUUAAUUGUGCCGACGUACCAAGGCCUACGUCCGAGGAAGAGGAAUUCGCCGAGUUCUGCCAUGAACGUUUCAAUUCGGCUCAAGCCCGACAACUCAUGCCUCUUCAAGAAGACUUGGCUGAAUGGAUUAAUAAGACGUUAAGUGUGGAUCACAUAACCAGUGAAAACUUUUUCGACGCUUUGGAUAAUGGGGUAGUAUUAUGCCGAUUGGCGAAGGUUAUUCAAGAAAAAGCAAGAUCGGUUAUUGAUUCUGGAAGAAAUAAAGGACCAGUACCCGUGAUAAGAGGACGAUGUUGGGAAAAUGCUGCUCGUCGUAGUUUCUUCUCACGCGAUAACAUGGAGAAUUUUAUACAGUUUUGCCGUCGCCUUGGAGUUCAUGAAAAUCUUCUGUUCGAGAGCGAUGAUCUUGUUUUACAUGGACAACCACGAAAUGUAAUUAUCUGCUUGCUGGAGGUAGCGAGACUAGCAGCGAGAUAUUCUCUGGAACCUCCUGGACUUAUAAAGUUGGAAAAAGAAAUUGCUGCAGAACAGAAGCAGGAUCUUCAGUGUUUAUCCGAUAGCGGCAUCUCACACGGCAGUCUUGUGUCUUGGCAGUUUGAAUCGCCGUCCCCAACUCCUUCAUCCAGACCACAAGCGGCCAAAAUUAAACAUAGCAGUUCGACUUCGGAAGUGGCUACACCUACGUCCCGAUGGCUCAGUCCGCCAACGGGUACAAGUCAGGACUCAGAACUACGAAGAUCAGCAAGUGAUAAUGGACCCACCGGAAGUGAUGGCGUUCCGAGUGAUACAACGGAGGAUGACUGGUCGAGGGGUAGUGCAGAUGAUCCUGACGAAGUAUCUUCGCCGUCCAGUUCGCCAUCGCCAUCACCAGCCGUACCACCUGAACACAUUGGUCCAGUCACGGAACUUGAUCGUAAGGUGCGAAGAGCGACCGAAGCUGUCCAAAAACUCUGUCGAUGUCCUUCAGCUAAGUGUUCAAAAUUCAUAGUGCGCAAGGUUGGAGAAGGCCGUUACCAUAUUGCCGGGCGCAAUGUUUUCAUUCGUCUUCUCAAGGGACGACACAUGAUGGUAAGAGUGGGUGGCGGUUGGGACACCUUGGAACACUUUCUGACAAGGCAUGACCCAUGUCAGGUGAGGAUCCUCAAUCGCGAAAGCACACCACGCCCUCUCGCUAAUAAGCACAGCAAUUUUCUUCACAUCCGUGCAAAGUACCACAGUCCGCCACCAGAAACGCAUUCCGGCCGUUAGCCUAAGUACAAUGCGUACGUCCAAUUCUCUCGUUCUUUCUCUCUAAAUAGUUCGCUCAAAUCCAAUUGAUUGGACUGUUUACUUUGUUAGAUUUUCUAUUCACAAUACUCCCUUUCCGUUCACUCUGCCCUAUCAACAAUCCUUCUGGAAGCAAAUGUCAGGACUUACAUUUUUAAAUUUCCAAUAUAUUUCUAUAAAGAUUAAAAACCCAAUUCGCCCACAUAACUCAUUCCUGAUAAACGCGUAAAUUUUAUACAUACUUAGUUACUAUUGUCGAUGAACACUCAUUCGUGACCAGUAACAAAAAUAGUAUUAAGUUCGAGAUCCUAUGACUAAAAAAUAUCGAGACAAACAGGUUUGCCUUGAGGCACGACCGCUUAAGCCAUGCACUCGCAUCUAGGUUACCCUAGUGAUAUGCGCAGUAGCGACUAUUUGUAUUUUGCGCCGAAAUCAUAACGGUAUCAAGGUUGAGCACAUUCUGGAUUUUAGUCACGUACUGCAUUUGAACCACAAGUACUGGAAAUUUGUAAAUAUGCUGUUUUAUGUAUAUCUGGAAUUUAAUAUUCCUUAUGAAAAUUUAGCUGAAUCGGCUUACCGUUUGUUUGAAAUUUUAUUGCCAAAAUUUAUAGACACUCUAUACAUAUAGAAACAUGAGACAUUAUCUUUAAUGGCGAAUGCAUAAGACAGUCUCACAUAGUCUAUAAGGUCGUGUCAAAAAAUAUUCUUUUUAUUAAUCUGCUUGGAAGACGUGACUCUAAUUUAUAAGGAAUCCUUUCAUAUAUUUCAUGUAGAUUGUCCAUUUAAUCGACACAUGCCUGUACUCACGUAUAACUCAUACCUACAACUUGAUCACAUAGUAAUAGGUUUACGAUCAUAAUAACCAAAUUAUUUUCUAUACGAAUAGAAUAGAACAUGUAAAAAAAUUUCAAAUUACGUGGAAUGUGGAUACAAAAAUAUUAAUAAUUUCAGGCUAUUUCUCACGCACGUUUAACCACUUGACUCGCUGUUGACCGAGAAUAGGGAAUGUUCCCCAGUUUGGACCUAGGAUAUAUAGUAUUUGGUGCCCUAUUGCGCAUGCUACAGUCUAGUGGUUAAUGCAUUGACUUAAUGUCAUGGACUUUAUAAGCCAUAAAACAUUAUCUUCGUAUCUCUAGCGUCUGCAUGUGACAUCCCUUGUUCGAUAUCAUGUGGGUUUCACUGAAAUGCAUCAGUGUUUAUAAAAAAGUGCGAUUAAAGACUCAGGAUAACUAAUCUGUAAAAAAAUCUAUCAAUCCUUCAUGAAAGCUGCAAUACAUUCGAUGCUCAUAAUUAUAUUUAUAAUUUAACUCUAAAUUCUCAAUGACUCCUUCAUUAAUCUAUUACCUUGGGGUUUCAUGAUAAGUAACGUUCUUACAGUAGUGACGAUUGAAAGGAAGCGUAAAAAGAUACACCAAUAUUCGUGCGAAACAUUCACGUUACAAACGUCACAAACGUUAAUAUAUUCGAAAACAAUUGUGACAUAACGAACACAGCUGUGUUCAAUCUUGUAAGAAUGACACGACUCCCCCAAAGUCCAACACAAUGUAAUGCCAGAUCGAUAUUCAUCUCGAAAAUCUAUGUAUCAGUUCAUACGAAUGUUUAUCGUAGGUAAUUGCGAUACGUUUCAUAAAAUUUGCGAUGACACUACUAUAUUUUUUACCCGGUUGUUUAAUUAGGAAGAAAAUUAGAUUGGUGCCUUUUGAUGUAUCGAACUCCAAUACUUCCAAAACAUUGAUUCUGUCACUAGCCAUUGAAAAGCAAUAUUUGACUGAUAGUAUAUCCAAAAGAUAGGGUAAGAAGUUUAUAAGAAACAACAAAUUUUUGUAAUUUAGUCAAUAUAUCAACUUAUAACGGUAAUUCAUCCAAUGCACCUUCAUAUUCUUACGAUUAUCACAAAUCUAAUACAAAUGUACGUAUUACGGGAUGGGCACAUUAUAAAUUUUAACUGAGGCUUGUGUAAUCAUUUUUGACUAUUUUGAUUUUUAUCAUCAGGAUUAAGAUUGCUUGGCUCACGUUAAGCAUCUUCAAUUUUUGGAAGGUGUGCAAGAUUGAAAGAAGAGCUAAAAAGGAUAUUUUUAUAUUAUCACAGCAGCUUUGGAUAAAGUUUCGGAAAGCCGAUAGUAUGCUGAAUUUACACCAUAAAUAAAUUUUGAGCAUUUCUUUGAUGACAUUUGACAUCAAUAUGCAAGCAUAUGAAAUUUCAAGCAUCGUUUUAUAAUGGUCUUUUUCGUUAGAUAAAAACACACUCGCGUGAGCGUUGCCGGUUAGCCAAAGUAACAUGUAUCCGUAGGAUUAAGAUAGUAUAUUUUCGCACUUACAUUUAAUCGAGGAUUAAUUCUUCUACGAGCCUUUUCAUACGCAUUAACGCUACUUGAACAAGAGUUAACAUUACUUGCGCAAAACUUACUGUUUUUAAAACAGAUUAUUGACCGGGGAUGCAUUUAACGGAUAACUAAUUCCGUCCCAUUGUCGUCAGUAGAACAUUACUUUGUUAGUAACAUAUAGUAAUAUAUGUUAUUUGUAUCCUUUCCUGUUAAUAUAUAAACUUAUUGAUAAUUAUGACGACCAUAGAAAUUGUAUUUGUGAUGUUCCAUGUUGAUAAAAACCUUGGUCUUGCCUUUCUCUCAUAUAGCAUUUUCAAAUGGUAGGAUUUUCUUGUAUCAGGUGCAAAGUGUAGACUCACGCAAGUGUAACUCUGCACCCUAUCGCAUACGAUAACUGUAAAAAACAUGUGCCAAUAGAUAACGUAUUAAAAACGUCUUUUAUUCUGUGCAAGAAAA
Molecule: messenger RNA, 5871 nt
Organism: Cephus cinctus (wheat stem sawfly)
Lineage: Eukaryota; Metazoa; Arthropoda; Insecta; Hymenoptera; Cephidae
Product: growth arrest-specific protein 2
Exons: 9
Coding region: 1748-3073 (441 amino acids)
Biological process (GO): actin crosslink formation
Cellular component (GO): actin filament
Molecular function (GO): cytoskeletal adaptor activity; microtubule binding; actin filament binding
Source: RefSeq, a predicted model, not a curated record